AUGGGAAACGUACUUUCAAACUACCAGUCAAAUGAGUGUGAAGUACAACUAUACAACAAUGCUGGAAAAAUUUGCGGCCUCCAAUUUGACGGCAAAUCUCGACGAUACGCUGACAUACCUUACGCUCUAUCACCGACGGGUGAGUAUCGAUGGCGAAAACCACGACCAUUGCCAGAGUCCUUCUCAUAUUCGUCUCCCGACGGUACGCCAUACGACGCGACAAAGUUUGGAAAAGUCUGCUUACAAUCCAGCUACUCCGCUUCUGUGAAGAAACAACUUCCGCAACAUGUCUUUGGGGAGGACUGCUUGCGCCUGAAUAUCUGGACCCCGGUCGGAAACCCCAACGAGACGAAUCCGAAAUGGCCGGUGAUGAUCUGGUUCCAUGGUGGUUGGUUCCAGAUCGGUGACCCUAGUCAGGAAGAAUCGAUGGAUCCGACUGAACUUAUCUCCACCGGCCGGUUGAAUGCUGUGUUUGUCGCGGUGGGUUACCGUCUUAACGUGUUCGGAUUCCUGGCCGGUGAAGAACUGAGAGAGGAAUCCGGUGGACAAGAAGUGGGAAAUUAUGGCCUUUGGGACCAGCGACUGGCAAUGGAGUGGGUCUAUCAAAACAUUUCAGCCUUCGGUGGGGAUCCUGAGAACAUUACGCUGUCGGGACGCAGCGCGGGCGCAUACGCCGUUCAGGCACAGACGCUGUACGAUUUUCGGGGAUCGAUGGACGAGUCCGCCCGCAAUCAUUUCCGACGAUUGGUGAUGUAUUCUAAUGCGAUUCCCACUCAACCGAAAACACCAGAAGACUGUCAGUCCCAGUUCGAUGAGUUGUGCGAGUAUUUUAAGAUAUCGCCAGAAACACCAGGGCCCGAAAAGCUCCAGCGGCUGCGCCGGAUUGAUGCCGAGGAGUUGUGCGAGUCGGUCAUGAAACUAAAGCAUCACACAUUCCGACCUGUUACUGAUGGCAUUUUUAUCCACCCUGGCAUCUUUGAAUAUUAUCGGGAUGGGUCAUUUGCGAAUGAGUUCAAGAGACGUCACUUGCGUUUAUUUAUCGGAGAGGUUCUGAACGAGGAAACAUUAUACGCCGUGACGAAUGGGCCACAGGCCAACAAGGAAUCUCUAGAGUUGCAGAUUUCCAAUUAUUAUUCCCCAUCGACGACAUCCAGAUUGUUGCAGCAUUACCAUCUUCCUGACUCCGACCGAAAAGAGGAUUGGGAAACUGUGUUCGGACGAAUUGUCUCCGAUGGUCAGGUCCGAGCUCCGUCGCGGUUUUUGGUCCAUAACUUACUACAACACGGAGUGGAUAUUAAAGAUGUGUGGCGGUAUCUUAUUGCAUACCGUAUGUCCUUUAUUACCGAAAGGGUAGCGCCUGCUGCCUUCGGAGUCAGCCACGCGAUGGAUAGACCAAUAUGGAAUUACUUGGUGAUGCAUGGACCGAAGCCUGCUGAGCGACAGCUGAUGGACAACUGGAUUAGCGGCCUAGUUGCAUUCGUCAGCGGAGACAAUGAUUACUGCUACGGUACGAAGAAAUGCGAUGACUACAAGGUCAUGACGCCAGAUGGCAACAUCGAAGUCCAGAAAGAUCUGCGUUGGGCUGAAUUGCUGAAGUUAAUGGACGUAUUUUCUGGCUUUUCCUGCGAGAAUUAG
Aspergillus bombycis is the source of this 1635-nucleotide messenger RNA. Its product is annotated as acetylcholinesterase. The transcript has 2 exons. The record is from RefSeq and is a predicted model, not a curated record. Lineage: Eukaryota; Fungi; Ascomycota; Eurotiomycetes; Eurotiales; Aspergillaceae. Bases 1 to 1635 code for a protein of 544 amino acids.